Molecule: messenger RNA, 1104 nt
Organism: Medicago truncatula (barrel medic)
Lineage: Eukaryota; Viridiplantae; Streptophyta; Magnoliopsida; Fabales; Fabaceae
Product: pectinesterase PPME1
Exons: 4
Coding region: 1-1104 (367 amino acids)
Biological process (GO): pectin catabolic process; cell wall modification
Molecular function (GO): pectinesterase activity
Source: RefSeq, a predicted model, not a curated record
AUGGUCUCAAAAACAAGAACCUAUGCUAUUAAUAUUGCUAUCAUAGUAUUAUUAUUUACGGUCAAAGGUGUAUUAUCAGAUGACACAAUUCCGAUUCCUGCUGAAAAAACUCAAUUAGAUUCAUGGUUUAAUAGCAAUGUUGGUCCAUUAGAACAAAGAAAAAGUGCCCUUGACCCUGCAUUAGUGACUGCAGAGGCUGGUGCUAAAGUUAUUAAAGUAAUGCAAGAUGGUAGUGGUGAUUUCAAAACCAUCACUGAUGCGAUUAAUAGCAUACCUACCGGGAACACCAAACGUGUAAUUGUGAGCAUUGGUGGUGGAAAUUAUAACGAGAAAAUCAAAAUUGAAAGGACAAAACCUUUUGUUACAUUGUAUGGGACACCAGCAAAUAUGCCAAAUUUGACAUAUGGUGGAACUGCAAAACAAUAUGGCACGGUUGAUAGUGCUACAUUGAUUGUUGAAUCAGAUUAUUUUGUAGCUGCUAACAUGCUCAUAUCGAAUUCUGCACCAAGACCAGAUGGAAAGAGCGCAGGUGCUCAAGCAGUAGCAUUGAGAAUUUCUGGUGACAAAGCAGCAUUUUAUAAUUGCAAGUUUUUAGGGUUCCAGGACACAAUUUGUGAUGACAGGCAUAAUCAUUUUUUUAAAGAUUGCUUAAUUCAAGGCACUGUGGAUUUCAUUUUUGGAAGUGGGACGUCACUAUAUUUUAAAAGUGAAUUGAGAGCGCUUGGUGACGCUGGGCCAACAGUGAUAGUAGCACAGGCAAGAAAAAGUGUAUCAGAUGCUGAUUUAUACUCAUUUGUGCAUUGUGAUGUUACUGGAACUGGAUCUACCACUUUCUUAGCCAGAGCAUGGAUGACUUAUCCUAAAAUUAUCUUUGCUUACUCAACUAUGAGUAAUGUUGUUGAUCCUAAAGGGUGGGAUAACACCAUGCACCCUGAAUUUGACAAAACUUCAUACUUUGGAGAAUAUCAGAACACAGGACCAAAGUCAGAUCCCAAAGGACGUGCAACUGUCGGAAAACAACUAAGUGCAGCAGAGGUUAAACCUUUCAUUACGCUUGGAAUGAUUCAAGGAUCUAAAUGGCUCCUUCCUCCUCCAAAAGUCUAA